This is a messenger RNA of Caenorhabditis elegans, 842 nucleotides long. RefSeq lists its product as uncharacterized. Lineage: Eukaryota; Metazoa; Nematoda; Chromadorea; Rhabditida; Rhabditidae. The record is from RefSeq and is marked reviewed. The coding region runs from base 11 to 712 and encodes 233 amino acids. The transcript is spliced from 2 exons.
AAAUUUCCAGAUGCCUGCAUCAGUGACCCAUGUGAUUUUCGAUUUUGACGGUCUUCUCGUCGACACAGAAUCUGCAUACACGGAAGCGAAUAUGGAGCUUUUGAGAAAAUAUGGACACGUUUUCACAAUGGAUUUGAAGAGAAGGCAAAUGGGAAAACGCCAUGAUGAAUCGAUCCGAUGGCUAAUCAACGAACUGAAAAUCGGCGAUCUUGUGACACCGGAAGAGUAUUCACGUCAAUACGAUGAACUUCUCAUCGAAAUGUUCAAAAGGAGUCCUGCGAUGCCUGGAGCUGAGAAACUGGUUCGUCACCUUCUUCAUACCGGAGUUCCAGUUGCAUUGUGUACUGGAUCGUGUAGUCGCACAUUUCCAACGAAAUUGGAUAACCACAAAGAUUGGGUGAACAUGAUCAAGUUGCAAGUUUUAUCGGGAGAUGAUCCUGAAGUGAAACACGGAAAACCACACCCAGAUCCAUUUUUGGUGACUAUGAAACGAUUCCCACAAGUUCCAGAAUCGGCGGACAAAGUUCUUGUAUUUGAAGAUUCGUACAAUGGUGUCUUGUCGGCACUCGAUGCUGGAAUGCAAUGUGUGAUGGUUCCAGAACGAUCGAUUUUCGACCCCGAUUCAGACCCAGAAUUCAAAAAUCGUGUGACUGUGAUUUUGAAUAGUUUGGAACAGUUUAAGCCAGAGGACUUCGGAUUGCCCCCAUAUUAAAUAUAUCAUAUUUUUCUUUCAAAAAACUGAUGGUUUACUUCUAUCUGUAUUCGAUCGUACUUUGUGAUAUUCACAUAACCAUUUUAUAUUUCUAGUUGUUUUUUUUUGAAUAUAUUUUUGCAACAGUUUA